Rana temporaria (common frog) is the source of this 2093-nucleotide messenger RNA. RefSeq lists its product as uncharacterized. The transcript is spliced from 6 exons. The record is from RefSeq and is a predicted model, not a curated record. Gene Ontology annotation, cellular component: membrane. Bases 348 to 1901 code for a protein of 517 amino acids. Lineage: Eukaryota; Metazoa; Chordata; Amphibia; Anura; Ranidae.
AAAACAUGUGUAAAGGCACCAGAACUGAUAUUGUCCUGAUGAAAGACAAGUGUUUUUGUUUUGCAGCCUUCUACAGCAGAGAAAAAAAACCUGACAGAGCUCCCCUAGCAACAGUCACUGUGACAUCAUCGUAUCUAUAAACAGAACACCAGCUGCAGCACACAGCUGUCUAUAAAUAGAUUCGCAGCCAACAGCUGUCAGUUGGUCUUGGUUUUUCUCAGAGUAAGACAGCAAUUGAUUUGCUCCUCAGAGAGAUCGAUUUUUUUCGCGGAUUGAGAUAAUUAGACCAAUUUUGAAGGAGUUUCGGUUAUUUAGUCAGUAAAGACAUUUAGUGACGAGGAAGAAGAAUGAUUUUCAGACUUUUUAUCUUCUUACUUUUUCUGCACCUUGUGACAAGUGUAGAAAUAACAAGCAUUCAGACUUACCACCAUGAACUGAAUGUUACAGUGGGACAGCAGCUGCUGAUCCCAUGUCAUUUCCAAUUGGAUGAACCUCUCGGAGGUAAUAAGAUCAAACUGGCAUGGAGUGUGAAGCCACCAGAUGAAGAUGAAUUUCGACCAAUCUAUCAGACUGAAGAUACCACACGGCUGACAGUAAAAUUCAAUAAUAAUAGAGCAAUGAUGCACUUGUCAGAUGUGCACCAAGGAGAUUGCUCCCUUGUGAUUGAUCCAGUUCAUCGCGAUGAUGCCGGAACGUACGAUCUCCGCAUUGCCAUAAACGGAGAAGAGUUCCCAGAAGACACAAGAGUCGAUGUUCACAUCAGGGAAAGCCGUGUACAAAUAAAAAGCAUUCAGAUCUACCACCAUGAACUGAAUGUUACAGUGGGACAGCAGCUGCUGAUCCCAUGUCAUUUCCAAUUGGAUGAACCCCUCGAAGGUGAUAGGAUCAAACUGGAAUGGAGUGUGAAGUCACCAGGCAAAGAUGAAUUUCAACCAAUUUAUCAGUUUGAAGAUACCACACAGCUGACAGUAAAAUCUAUCAACAGUAGAGCAAGGAUGCACUGGACAGAUGUGCGCCAAGGAGAUUGCUCCCUUGCGAUUGAUCCGGUUCAUCGCGAUGAUGGCGGCACGUACGAUCUCCGCAUUGCCAUAAAUGGAGAAGUGUUCCCAGGAGACACAAGAGUCGAUGUUCACAUCAGGGGAAGCCGUGUAAAAAUAAAAAGCGUUCAGACCUACCAACAUGAACUGAAUACUACAGUGGGACAACAACUGAUCAUCCCAUGUCAUUUCAAUGUGGAUAAACCCCUCAGCAAUAAUCUGGUCCUCUUGAAAUGGAGCAUGAGGCCCAUAGGAGAAGAUAGAUUUCAACCAAUCAUUAAGGUGUACGAUACCAAGCUCCUGCCAUUAGAACACCCAACCAGAACUGUAAGUGUGGACGUGCCACGAGUGCGCCAAGGAAUUUGUUCCCUUCGGAUAAAUCCAGUUCAUCUCAAUGAUAGCGGCACCUAUGUGGUCCACCUUGCUAUAAAUGGAGACGAGUUCCCAGGCCACACAAGGGUCAAUAUUUACGUCAAGCAAAGCGAUAAGGAGACUGACCCUAAUCAGCCAAUGAAUGAUGAGGAAUCCCAGUCACGGAAAGCCAGUGAAAAUGAAGAUCUGGACUUCAUGAGGACGGCAGAAGUUCUCCAAGGGUUAAAAGACAAUUACAGCUUAAUCCUGGAGAUCUGUGGAGGAGUUCUGCUUCUCAUAGUACUAUUGAGCAUGGUACUAAUAUUCUACUUUGGAUGUAGAUAUUGCCAGCUGAAGCACAAGGCAGUGGAUGAUGUAAAACAAAGGGAAGAGGGAAGACAGUGUGGGUUACCAGUGCCAACAACCUAUGUAUCUAUCCCUGAGAAUUGGCACAAAGAAUCCAACUCUGCAGAGAGUUGGCACGAAGGAUCUAACUCGGCACGAAGGAUCUAACUCUGCAGAGAGUUGGCACGAAGGAUCUAACCCCAUCCCUACAUCUAGCCAAGUGAAGGUGGCGGAUCCACCUCUAUUAAUGACAGCUGAAGAACGACAAAGAGUUCUCAAGCGAGUAAGAUCAAAAGUGAGGGACUGCGUAAAAUUAAAAAAAAUACUUAAAAGUAUUCCAGGGGGAAAGUAGGGGGACAA